This is a messenger RNA of Argentina anserina (silverweed cinquefoil), 1428 nucleotides long. RefSeq names its product triacylglycerol lipase OBL1-like. Lineage: Eukaryota; Viridiplantae; Streptophyta; Magnoliopsida; Rosales; Rosaceae. The coding region runs from base 10 to 1422 and encodes 470 amino acids. The record is from RefSeq and is a predicted model, not a curated record. The transcript is spliced from 5 exons. Gene Ontology annotation, biological process: lipid metabolic process. Gene Ontology annotation, molecular function: triacylglycerol lipase activity.
AAUAUUAGCAUGGCUUCUAAGGAAUCUGUAUGUGACAGUUACUUGUCUCUGAAGCCAGAAAAAGCAACAAUCAUCGAAAUUAUUCGCUCUCUGUUUUCCUCGGAUUUAGAGAACGAAAGAUUCAUCGAGUCCUCAGAAGAAGGGAAGUUAGAGAGAAAAUGGAUAAUCCUCGUCUCUGUUAUAGUGCAAUGGGUCUUCUUAUACAUCCGUGUUCCUCUGGCGAAAAUAGGGGAUGUGCUGCAGAAAUGGCUCAACCUUAUUUCGAUCAAUGGCGGACUACUCAUGCUCUUCUUAAACUGGCUGAGAGGAAAGGUGGUCGAGCCGGAUUCAUUAUCAUCUAGAUCAGUGUUGGGAAAUCUGGACACGAGAAUUGAAUUAGACAAGAGCAUCAAACCUGAGAAUACAAGAUACAAAGCGGUUCUCUCCAUUAUGGCUGCUAAGUUAUCAUACGAGAACAAAGACCUCGUACAAUCCGUCGUUAAUCAUCACUGGAAGAUGAAAUUCAUUGGAUUCUACAAUUUUUGGAACGGUUACCAAGGAAGAGAUUCGACACAGGCCUUCUUGUUCAAAGACACACAAUCUGACCCUAACCUGAUUGUGGUGGCAUUUAGAGGCACUGCCCCAUUCAAUGCGGAUGCAUGGAGGAUCGAUUUCGACAUCUCAUGGUGCCAGUUCAACAAAGUCGGUAAGACGCACGGUGGCUUCAUGAAAGCUCUCGGCAUGCAACCGGAAAAUCGGUGGCCACUUGAACUUGAAAAUGAUGAUCAACACUCUCAGUUUGCUUACUACACAAUCAGAAAAAUGCUGAAAGAUUUGCUUCAAGAGGAUGAGAAUGCGAAGUUUAUAUUGACGGGGCACAGCUUGGGCGGCGCGUUGGCAGUUUUGUUCGCCGGGGUGCUAGCAAUGCACGAUUGUGAGUAUGCAUGGUUGCUGGAGAGGUUGGAGGGGGUUUACACGUUCGGACAGCCGAGGGUUGGAGAUGAGAAGUUUGGGGAGUUCAUGAAGGAAAAGUUUAGGAAUCAUGAUGUGAGGUAUAUGAGGUAUGUUUACAACAAUGACUUGGUGCCUAGAGUACCUUUUGAUGAUAAAGCCCUCUUGUUCGAGCACUUUGGGCCAACUCUAUACUACAACAGCUGCUAUGGAGGAAAGGUUUUGAAGGAGGAACCCAAUAAGAACUACUUUAGCUUGCGAUGGUUCAUACCAAAUAGACUGAACGCAGUGUGGGAGCUGAUUAGGAGCUUUAUACUCCCUUUGGUGAAGGGUUCAGAAUACAGGGAAGGCUGGUUUAUGAGACUUUGGAGGGUAGCCGGAUUAGUAUUUCCAGGAAUCCCAGACCAUAUUCCUCAAGAUUAUGUUAAUCUUACGAGAUUGGGGACCCUGCUUCUUCCUAAAGAAACUCCUAAAGUACAACACUCGGAAUAGAAUAAC